Bombyx mandarina (wild silkworm) is the source of this 2766-nucleotide messenger RNA. RefSeq lists its product as uncharacterized. The record is from RefSeq and is a predicted model, not a curated record. Lineage: Eukaryota; Metazoa; Arthropoda; Insecta; Lepidoptera; Bombycidae.
AUGGACAACACCAGCAGAGUCUCUAGAACAAAAUCAAACGGUCCACGGAUCCUCCCUCGUCCGACCGCGGCGUCAGCUGCACGCGCCGCCCGGAAUGCUACGAAUCGAAAUCUAUCGUUGACCCAAAAACAAUCACCAAAUCGUGCUCCACCGUCGCCGGUGCCUUCGAGGACUGGAAAAGCUAUUACGGAGCAUGUUACGCAUAAAAUCGAAUCAAUAUCAGAUAUGAAGGUUCAAAAUGAAUGUUACAUUGAACCGAUACAGCCAGAAUUAGACCGGUCAACUACGGAAUCGAUGCCACAGCAUACUGAGUCAUUUGUUAUUGAACAAAUGGUUACGGUAAAUUCUGAAGAAGAAAUAGAAUUGAAAAACGAACAAACCGCUCUUGAAUCUGACAAUAAAGAAAAUUCUUUGGAUUGUGAACCUGUACCAAAAUCUGCGCCAAAUAGCCGCCCACAAACUCCUAAAACUUUACAAGGCAGUCGGCCACAAACGCCAAGACCAUUAAGUCGUCCAACGACACCAUCGCUCCUCCAGCAAUCGUCGAGUCGACCGAAUACACCUCGGAGACCAACAACGCCUGUCAGGCCAAAAACGCCUAUUCAAACAACAAUUGAAAAAUCACGACAAAGUUCUCCUGUCACACAGGCUAGUCGGUUAAGCAAUACCAGACAAUUAGAUGAGAUUAAGUCUACUUUUGUUUCCAAACAUAAACAGUUUAAUAGCAUGAAAAAGGAUUUGGAUUUAAAACAGCAAGCUGUUUUGGAAGUGUUCCAAAACUUAAAAUCUCUAUAUGAGCGUUUAAACAAUGAAGGCAUAUCGGCAUGCGGCGAAGGGUUUCUACCACAAGAGCUUAUCCUUUUUAAUGUAGCUGAUUGGACUGCACAGGAAGUUGCACAAUUAUAUCGUGAUGCUAUUGCAUCUUCAACUCCCGAAAAUGCGUUGGAACUUCUAGAUGAAACUAUGCCUAUUGAUGAAUGUGCCUUAGAAAAAUUGAAUAGCAAAGUUAUGAAUGUGUCAGACUGUUUUACAAACUUAUGUCAUAAGGCUUUUGCUGCGCGUCAAGAAGUUAUAGAUUGGGUCAAAAAUUUGUUUGAAAAUCUGGAUCAAACAGACGGUGAUAUUUUGGAACAUUUAUCACGGUAUAACGAUCAAGGAUUUGAACUUUGUGGUACACUACGAGAAUUGAAAACUCAAGCCGAAGAUGCGGUCAACACAGUAACUGAUCUGUCAAAGCGAGCGUGCCACGAACGAAGAACCCUGAUAGCUGUGGGUGAGGCCCUGGUCAGGGAAGUUGCGAAACUACGACAGGAUGUUGAAACUCGUAACGUUAUGAUCGACGAGAUUCGUGAAUUACGUUCUGAAUCUGAAAAUACUAAAGCUCUUGAGGAAAUGCGGCACGAGUUAGACGAAGAAAGAACAGCGAAAUUAGCAAUAAAAGAAAAAUUAACUACGACUGAAUCCCAGCUCAGGCAGACGCGUAAUCGUGUCGCAAAAAUGGAUAAGCAAUUACGCGAAGCAGAGGCGAGCAUCACGAGUCUCACUGGUACGGUGAAAAUGCUAGAGGACCAGAGUCGUCAGAAGGAAGUGCAAUUAGAAGCUCGUGCUCGGAAGUUGAGAGAAUCGUUAAAAACUGGCGAAGUGACAACCUCUCAAUUAAUUCAGCAACGGGAUUCUCUACAAGCUGAAGUACUUGAAUGUAAACAGCAAAUUGAAAAACUAACAGUUCAGCACAAAAGCGCUAUACAGCAGUUAGAGGAAGAUCUUAAACAAACAAAACGUGCAUUGCAAGAGCAAUGCGAAAUUACUAAAAGAGAAAUUGAGCUGAAAGAAAGGACGGAGACUGAGCUUCAAAAUAGUAGAAAUGCUAUCGAAGAGUUACAAGCUAAGAUAAUUGAACUAGAGAAGAGUAAACCGAAUCCAGAUCUGCCGACCGAAAGAGAAAUAGAUCUGUGGGCAGAAUUGCAAGCUACUAAAGAAACAUUGCGAGUGACUGAAGAUGAAGUAACGACUUGUAAAAGAGAGAAAGUUCGAUUUUUGGAAACGCUUACAAAAAUCACAGAGUCCGAAAACAAAAUAGGGAUUCAACAGAAGCUGGCUGCUGAACUUUUAAAUAAAGAAGAAAUCAUUGGAAAGAUGCAAAUACAAACCAGAGAACUCAUAAAGAACAUAAAAUUAAAUGAACAAAAAGUUAUACAGUAUGAGCAAUACGUCCGUGAUUUGCAAGCACAUAAUAGGACAAUCGCCAACUGUCAAGAAUCGCCCAACGGCAUAAGCUAUCAGGAUUUACAACAAGAAAUUAUGGAUUUAAAAAUGAAACUUCUCGAUGUGGUUCAUCGUAAUGAGGAGUUGUCUGAAAUUCUCGCCAAGAAAGACCAGGAACUCGAACAGCAAGACAAAAAUUCACGAGGACAGGCAAGAGUUAUAAAGAUUCGUGAGGAACUAAUCAAUGUACUCAAGAACAAAGAAACGGAACAGAGUCGUGAACUUGCCGCUUUGCAACAAGACCUUGAGCAUCGAAUGAGGAUUGUAGAUGAAGUGAAUAAGCAGAUAGCAGCAAAAGCCGAUGAAAUUCAAGAGUUAUUUGCUACGCUGGAGAAUAAACAACAACAGAUACAUCGAUUGGAGAAGAUUGUGUUGGCUCUGGAAGAGCAACAACGUCGUGCUCAAGCACAGCGAACACGUCACGAGGAGAAAAUAGCUGCACUCGAACAUGAGCUGGCUGCUGGACUGAAUAGAAAAGAACGAAAAUUUUUAUUCUUCUAA